AUGCUUAUCCGACAUAAUUGGGAUGUGUCCUACAUUUGUAGCACCGAUGUCCAAUUCAAAGGCACAGGCAACCCCGACACAGGUGAGGAUUGGAAAGGUGCACCUGACAUCGAUCACACGAAUCCAAAAGUACAACAAGAACUAUCAGAUUGGAUGAACUGGUUGAAAACAGAAGUUGGUUUUGUUGGAUGGAGACUAGACAUGGUUGUCGGAUAUGCUCCAAGGUUUACAAAAAUCUACGUAGAGAAAACAUCACCUGAUUUCGCAGUUGGAGAGCUUUAUCGAGGCGUCGAAUUGGGCUCAGAUGGGAAACCAUUGGCUAACCAAGACGCGCACCGCGAAACUUUGGUUAAUUGGGUUAAUGAUGCUGGUGGUGUUGUAACUACUUUUGAUUUUACUACUAAAAUGAUUUUAGGUGCUGCUGUUGAAGGUGAGCUUUGGAGGAUGAAAGAUGCUAAUGGAAAACCACCAGGGAUGAUUGGAAUAAUGCCAUCAAAUGCUGUUACUUUUGUGGAUAAUCAUGAUACUGGUUCUCAGAAAUUAUGGCCAUUUCCAUCUGAUAAAGUUAUGUUGGGUUAUGUUUACAUUCUUACUCAUCCUGGUCACCCAACAAUUUUCUAUGAUCACUACAUAGAAUGGGGAUUAAUGGAGCCUAUAAAGAAAUUGAUAGCAAUAAGGAAGAGGAAUGGAAUUACAGCUACAAGCAGUGUGAAUAUUUUGGCUGCUGAAGGUGAUCUCUAUAUGGCUAAAAUUGAUGAUAAGAUUAUUGUUAAGAUUGGACCCAAAUUGGAUCUUGGAAACCUUCUUCCAUCAAAUGCAGUAGUAGCUACAGAUGGACAAGAUUAUGCUGUGUGGGAAAUUAAGUGA
Molecule: messenger RNA, 867 nt
Organism: Vicia faba (fava bean)
Lineage: Eukaryota; Viridiplantae; Streptophyta; Magnoliopsida; Fabales; Fabaceae
Source: the annotation of a GenBank genome assembly